This is a messenger RNA of Vicia faba (fava bean), 759 nucleotides long. The record is from the annotation of a GenBank genome assembly. Lineage: Eukaryota; Viridiplantae; Streptophyta; Magnoliopsida; Fabales; Fabaceae.
AUGGCAGAAGCAAGAGAUAGGGUUGCAGUAGUGACAGGAGCAAACAAAGGAAUUGGAUUUGCAAUAUGCAAGCAAUUGGCUUCAAAUGGUAUGAAAGUGGUGUUGGCAGCAAGAGAUGAAAAGAGAGGUGUUGAAGCUGUUGAGAAACUGAAAGAGCUUUCACUUCCUGGUCAUGUACUUUUCCAUCAACUUGAUGUUACAGACUCUACAAGUAUUGGAUCCUUUGUUGAUUUUAUCGCAAAUCAGUUUGGUAAACUCGAUAUCUUGGUGAACAAUGCUGGAAUGGGAGCACAUGUGAAUGGUGAGGCUUUGGCUGCUCUUGGUGUUGUGGUAGAUCCUAAUCAAAUUGAUUGGACUAAAAUAUUUUAUGAAAACAAUGAAAUAGUUGAAAAAAUCCUUAGAACAAAUUAUUUUGGAACCAAAGAAUUCACCACAGUUCUAAUUCCUCUUCUUCAAUCUUCUAGCUCACCAAAAAUUAUCAAUGUUUCUUCAUCUAUUGGAAGGCUCGAGGUUUUGGCAAAUGGACGACCUAAAGAAAUACUAAGUGACGUCGAAAAUCUCACUGAAGAAAACAUUGAUGAACUUAUGAAUGAAUUUCUAAAAACCUAUAAAGAGGGUUCACAUGAAACCAAAGAUAUGAAUGGUGGUAAUGGUGCUUUGACAUCUGAUGAAGGUGCUGAACCGAUUGUGAAAUUGGUGAUACAAGAUGGUAGUCCGUCUGGCCGAUUUUUCUCUCGCGGUGAAGAAAAAUCGUUUUGA